Peronospora belbahrii is the source of this 1596-nucleotide messenger RNA. The record is from the annotation of a GenBank genome assembly. NCBI's taxonomy places the organism in Eukaryota, Oomycota, Peronosporomycetes, Peronosporales, Peronosporaceae.
AUGGAAGCGAAUGCGCAGUAUGCACUUCACGACAGCGACGCAACGCCACCAACCUGGGCAGCUCGUAUCCGUCUCACACCUGAACUAUUAGACAAACUGCGUCAGGUACCGGAAAAAGCUCGGCUUCAAUUGAAUGUUUCAAAUAACGACGGACUUCUUCAAUGUCGUGGUAGUAACAAAAAGACGAGUCUGAUGACGAUUAAGGUGGCUGAGUCAGAGGAGAAAUAUGAACUACUUUCGUUUAUCGAAGACUCAAGCAUUAACCACGUUUGCACAUUCCGUCGAUCUGUUGAUAACGAAUCGUUUGGUGGCUAUAGUAUAUACAAGACGGGUGAAAUCUAUCAAAAGCUGCUGGUCCAACGGCUGCUGGAUGACACGGAGAAGGAUCGCAUCAAGGACAAGCACGCCCAGUCCGUAAUUGCUUCAAAGUCACGGUGCUCACAAUUGAUUGAAUCGAAUGUGGAGAGAAGUGCUAAACGACAGCGACUUGUCACAAGGUCGUUGAGUGUGCGGACCUCGAAGACGUCUGCUGGGAGUAGUGCGUGGUCCAAAGCGACUGGACACAAGAGGAUAAAAAAACUGGUGCUACCUUCUGCAUUGACUAAGGAAGAAGCCAUUGAAGCUAAAGAAAGAGUUGAAAAGGGAAUUGACGUUGACAAAGAGAUGCCAGUGGUUGCAGUUGAGGAAACGAGAUAUGCGUACGACGUGCAAGAACGAAAAGAAGUGAAAGAUACUGCUGUUGUCAUUAGUCAACAAACUGCCGCUGCUCGUGAUGCGGAGAUUCACGCCCUUUUUUCAUCAGAUUCAGAUCAUGAAGACGGUGAGAAUAGUCAAGGCAAGGAGCUGCAACAGCCAAAGAAGAGGACAGCCACAGAAAAGGAUCUGAAUCGAAGCGCUGUGGUAGCAAUUGAAAAAGAUUCAAGUGAGAAUAAGGCACUAUCUGAAGCAGAGAAUACGGAGGUCACAGCAGCAGUUUUGGAUACGACCAUGGUUAUAAAGAAGCCGUCAAGCGUUUUAAGUGGAUGUGAUGCGGCCGUGGAAGUAAUACGAUCUAUAAAGAAUGAUGACAAUGUGACGCAAGACAAGAAAAGUGGCGGGGCAAUGGAUAUAUAUGCAUUAAAGCCUACGAAGCCAUCCACAUUUUUUGGAGUCGAAGUCAAGCGUGCGCGCGUGCGUUCAGCUCUUGUGUUUGAUCGAGUAAAACAGUCGCAACUACCAAAUCUGUCAUUUUUCCCGUCUGCAGUCGUGGAAAUCUGUCAGCGAGUUUCAGGUUACCAUGGUCGAUCGGUGAUUCUUGAUGAGAGCGAUUACAACUCGUUCAUCCAGAUAAACCAGCAUUUUCGUGAAGACUGGGAGAUGCUAGAUAAGGCCUAUUCAAUUGAAAUGAUCAAGACAGAAGGUCUGCACUUGCAACUCGAAAUGGAUAUACUGGACACUAACCAUGAGGAGUUGAAAGCGAGAAUAGAAGCCUCCUACAGCAAGAAAGAGGGACUACUUUUUGUACGAGACGCUAUGGCAAGUAUUCAGAAAAUUCUGUGUAGCAUUCAGACGUCCAUUAAUCGCUUUGACUCAAAGCCGCUCAUUCGAAAGAAAUAA